UGUUAUUGAGAUCGACUCUCAAGUUCUGUUGUUGUCGCGCGCCGCGCCGCUCGCGCUGAUAACGCGAUGCCACGCCGACCUGCGCACGCGCACACUAACGCUCCGCAGCUUUAAGCUCGCGCGGACUAUUAAAAAAAAAUAUUUUAACCCCCAGUGAUGGAAUGGAUAUUUUUUAUGGACAAGUGCAAAGUUGAUCGCGAAUAACCUUCUUUUUUGUAUUUCAUUCUGUGUGUUUUUUUACUGUUUGAACCAAUAAGUGUUAAUGAGAAAGUGAAACCGAUACUCUGUGUAAUUAUAAUAUUCUGAACGAAAGGAUAUUUUUAAUUGAACUCUUUAAGUAAUUAUUUUUGGUGAUAUUGUAAGAGAGAAACUGAAACAAUAUUGAAAGGAUCAUCUGAAGUUUUUGACUUUUCUGCUGUAACAGUGUACCAUUACCGCCGCCAAGCUGACUACCGCAAAUGAGAUUAUACCCAGUUACCACGUCGAAGCGCUAAUAGGUCGGUGGCGCACGAGCCCGAUGAGCGCGUGCGCGGCGGCCGCCAUGCGCGAAAAGCACGCGGCGCCGCGCCGCCUCGCGUCCCCGCCGGCGUCCCCGCUCGAGCGCCACCCCAGCCCGCUGAGCAGCCCGCGCGCCGACGAGCCGCUCGACCUGCGCGUCACGCACAAGCGCCCGCCGCGCCUCGAGGACGAAAACUGCAACCUCAUCACCCCCUCGCCGCCGCCGCACCCCACGCACCCCACGCAUCCGGCCCAUCCAGCACACCCAGCCCUGCUGCAAUUCUGUCGAAGACUACCACUUGCUCUACCAGCAUCCUUCGGCCGCUACCCCUUCCUACCUGCGGCGGCAGCAACCCUGCUCGCCCCCGGUGCCCCACGAGCACCACCAGUGCCUCAAAAUGCAGGAGCCCCUAGAGCACGAGAUCGGUAUACCUGCUCGUAUUGCGGCAAGGCAUUUCCUCGUAGCGCCAACCUAACUCGACAUUUAAGAACUCACACGGGAGAGCAACCUUACCGCUGUAAAUACUGUGAGCGCUCCUUCUCGAUAUCGUCCAACUUGCAACGGCAUGUGAGAAACAUUCAUAACAAAGAGAGACCGUUCCGGUGUCGUCACUGCGACCGCUGCUUCGGACAACAAACUAAUCUCGAUAGGCAUCUGAAGAAGCACGAGGCGGAGAACGGGGAUGACAGUCGCCGGAGGUCUCCGGACGAGACGUACUUCGAGGAGAUCAGAUCGUUCAUGGGGCGCGUGGCGCCGGGCCGGCGCGCGGCGGCUGCCACCGCCAGCCCCGCCGACCACACCUGAUAGUGACACAUGCGGACCACUUUCACAAUUACAAUAAUCUGGUCGAUGCAUCCAAAUGACUCUCGUGUACUUUAGAGACCUUUUAUUUGAGUGUGAAUCAUUGAUUAAAAGUUUAUGAUUAAGCGCCAACUUUUCUGGAUUAGUUAAACAAAAAGAGUAAAUAGGAAAUUGCCAGGCAAUAAUAACAUUAAAAAUGUUUCGAAACAUAGAGCCGCAACAGAAUGUAAGCACCUGUAAAUCUAAGGAAACACUACAUACAAUGUAAUCACAAUGAUGACGCAUCAUCAAUUUUGUAAAUACCCAUUAUUGUUACCGCGUUAGCACAUUGAAUUGGCGCAAACGAGUGAAAGUAAAUGUACUUGCCACCAAGUCGGCUAUUAGGAUAUGUAUUAUAAAUAAAGUGAUAUUGAAUCUCGUGUACUUAAUGUAAAUAUUAAGCUAUUGUAGUGUAUGUAGCUAGGACGCGUACCGAAUUUUCUCUACCGAUAGAUUUAUGAAAAGUAAUUGUACGUAUGUAUUCCUUGUCGUAAAGACAUAAAUAGACAAAUAAUGUUAAGUGUUCCGAGAGUGUUCGCUAUUUUAGAUAACGCUGUAUUGAUAUAUAAUUGUAUGGAUGUAAGUAGUUUCUUUGUAUUUUUUGUAAAUUUCGCUUUAUUCGAUGUAAAAUAAUUAGUAUUAUUAGUCUGAGAGGAAACGCCGGUUACCAAUAAAAAUAUAACUUGUUGCUUAUUGAAGAUAUUAUUAAAUAUUUUUUACGAAAUGUUAGAAAAGUUGUUUUAAAAAUUAUCUUACUGUCGAAAUUAUAUAUGUAUAUAAUGUAUACUGAAUGUUGCGUAAAUUAUUUUCGUUUUGGGUUCAGCCACGGGGUGAACCGCUUCUGUGUUCAGAAUACCCCAAUUGUUAAGUUUCAGAAUAUUACGCGAAUUAGAUAUUUAUGUUUAUUAUCAUUAUAUUGAGAUUUUAAAUUAGAACUUAUACAGAUAUUAGAGAUAACUUCAGAAUUUUGUAAAAUCAUUGUAUCUACGAAUUCGAAAAUUAUUACUAAAUUAAUGUAAUUACAAAUCUGUGAUUUAAUUUAUUACUGGACAGCAAUAAAUGAAGAAAUAUUUUUAUCAGUUAAAUAAAUCUCUCAAAGAACUAAUUUAAACGUUCCUGUAAGUAUAGAUAGAUCUCUAUGAUUGUUGCGAGUGUAAAGUUGAUAUAUAUUUUAUUAAUAAAAAUAAAUACAAUUUCUUUCAUAUCAAAGGAUAAAAACUCAGGUUAAACCACAAGUCAGAUAAGACGUUGAUUUGCCAACGAAGCAUUCAUCCUUUAUUUCCUUUGUAGAAUACAGAUUCUAAACUUUCUUUUGUUUAUUUUAUAAAAAGCUGCUCGCUAUUACAUUAUUGAGAAUUUAUUUCCCAGCAUGAUUUAUAGCCUUUGUUCUACAUGAGCGCAAAUGCGAAGCGACGCUAUGCACAAACAUUGACCGGAAUUUAUAUAUUUUGCCUCAAAAACUUUUAGAAAAACUGUCGUAAGAUACUCAGAAUUCGACCAUUUGCCAGAUAUGUUAAAAAUCCAACAAAAAACAGCAUCGCGUCGCUUUUACUCGCUCAUCUACAGCAAAGCACCGUUACUGUAACUCCUAUCCUAAGCAAACGUUACCUACCGUAUGAAUGUUUCAUAGUAUACUCGUACCAAAUCCUGUUUAAAUCACAUAAGAGAUGCUAUUUAACUAAUAUCGCUAGGAUGUAUAAUGAAUAGAGAUUAUUACCUUAUCAUUUUGUACUUUUGAUACCUAUUAGUCGUUCAAAGGUCACCGAUUACCUUGUCAAAAUGAAUAAAUAACAAUAAAUCUUUUA
This is a messenger RNA of Helicoverpa armigera (cotton bollworm), 3144 nucleotides long. RefSeq names its product transcription factor hamlet. The record is from RefSeq and is a predicted model, not a curated record. The transcript is spliced from 3 exons. The coding region runs from base 518 to 1303 and encodes 261 amino acids. NCBI's taxonomy places the organism in Eukaryota, Metazoa, Arthropoda, Insecta, Lepidoptera, Noctuidae.